AUGUGGGGGCGGAGAGAGGAGGGACAUCCCAUCCUGCACAGGGCAGUUGAAACUCAAGAAGGAAACUGUCCAGGACUGUCCUCCCAGGCGAAAGGAACAAUUAGGGAAUUUCGCCUCCCCCUCGUCCCCCCCCAGAAGCAUCAGUAUAGUCCUGUGCGCUGGGGGGACGUCACUCCAGGACCCAGGAGACCAUGAACAUGUCAAAGAGAAAAGGGUUCUACAGACAGGAAGUAAACAAAACUGUCUGGGAGCUGCCCAGAAGAUACAUGUCCAUCAUCCCCGUGGGAUCUGGGGCUUAUGGCUCUGUCUGUUCAGCCAUAGAUAAGAAAACAGGCGAGAAAGUGGCCAUCAAGAAGCUGAGCCGCCCAUUCCAGUCUGAGAUCUUUGCCAAGAGAGCGUACAGAGAGCUCAUGCUGCUGAAACACAUGCAACACGAGAAUGUCAUUGGGUUGCUUGAUGUCUUCACUUCAGCCACCUCUUUCAGUGGAUUCCAAGACUUCUACCUGGUGAUGCCAUACAUGCGGACAGACUUACAAAAGAUCAUGGGACAUGAGUUCAGUGAUGAAAAAAUCCAGUACCUGGUCUAUCAAAUGCUGAAAGGGUUGAAGUAUAUUCAUUCUGCUGGAAUCAUUCACAGGGACCUAAAGCCAGGCAAUCUGGCUGUGAAUGAAGACUGUGAACUAAAGAUCUUGGAUUUUGGCUUGGCAAGACAUGCAGAUUCUGAAAUGACGGGAUAUGUGGUGACACGUUGGUACAGAGCACCAGAAGUCAUUCUGAACUGGAUGCAUUACAAUCAGACUGUGGACAUCUGGUCUGUCGGAUGUAUCAUGGCAGAAAUGCUGACUGGGAAAACACUGUUUAAAGGAAAAGAUUAUCUAGAUCAGCUGACUCAGAUCCUGAAAGUAACAGGGCACCCAGGAGAGGAAUUUGUGGAGAAACUGGAGGACAAAGCGGCAAAAAGUUAUAUCCAGUCCCUCCCUAAGAUACCUAAAAUGGAUUUGUUUCGGCUUUUCCCGAAAGUCAAUCCUCUGGCAGUGGACUUGCUUGACAAGAUGUUACAGUUGGAUGUGGAAAAGCGUCUUACAGCCACAGAAGCUCUGGCCCACCCAUAUUUUGACCAGUUUAGAGACACAGAGGAGGAGACAGAGGCACAGCAGUCCUAUGAUGACACUCUGGAGCGUGAGAAGCUUUCAAUAGAUGAGUGGAAAAGGCAUAUUUACACUGAGAUUCUCUCCUUCAGUCCAAUUGCCCGGAAGGACUCCAAGAGGCGGAGUGGUAUGUCAUUGUCAUGACUGCAGUCACUGGAACACCUGCAGUUGGGGCUAACCUCCCCAUGCUGGAUCAUAAAGAGGAUGUCUGUUGGGAUCUGGACCACAUCCCAUCCAAGUCAAGAAAUACCUGGCCACCUGGAUCUUUUGUGUGUCCUGAACACAAAGAUAUUGACUGUGUGUUGGACUUUGUUCUGACUGAAGGGAACUGCACCUGAAACAUUGAACAGUACCAAAGAUGAAUGGCUUCUUUUAAAAUACCUACAUAGGAGAAUUUUGCCUGGUGCUUCUUGGUUUUCCUGCUCAUUCACAUUUUUUUCCAUUGACUCUCCAGUUGAUUUCAAGUGUUCUGAUAUUUCAGUGGUUCCUUCUCACUGUUCCCUCCAUUUACCACCCACUUCUUUUUCAGCACCCCUAAAAAAGCAGUUUGGACCCUUGUAGAUAAUCACUGGAAAUCAGGCAGGAGGAGCCUGGAAAACAGCCAGUGGUCCAUUGGUUAGAGAAGAACACAGGAAAUCAGGGCUCCUGGUCUCUAUUGAAAGCUUGGCCAGUGACUUGCCAGGGGAACUUAGGCAAGAAGCGGUCCCUAAUUCUGAGUCCCUUGAUUACUGGGUUUCCUAAUUUAGAUAGCUAGACCUAAAUGCAAGCACCUAAAUCAAAGUAACCUGAUUUUCAAAAAUGUUCUGAGAUCAUCUUCAACUUAAGAGUAUUAGAUCACUGCCAAGAAUAAUUACUGUAUCUCCAUCAAAUGAUGGUCUUAUUCUAUAAUAAACUACAUUGGUUUGUAACCAAUAUAAAAGUAUGUUUUGGUUUUUGAAGUAAUACCUUAUACAGAUGUAGUGACAAGAAUCGGUGUGUUAAAAUGAAUGUUUAACUAGUUAAAAUGCAGUUGGCAGCUGGCAGCAUGGAGGUACUGUCUUAGCUAUGUCAAAUGUUAUAAUGUAGCAACAAAAAUUGCAGGCAAGAGAACAGGUUCAGGUAUCCUUUGGUAAGUGUUUUAGUGCAGUAAUAGUUAUCAGUAUAGAAUAUCAAAAUGAAACUGAAUCAUUUUGGGGAGGGGAAGAGCAAAAGGCAACAGAACCAGGAAUGAUGACAUUCUGCUAAAUAGGUCAGAGACUUAUGCAAUUUAGCUUUGGCCAUGUCUGACUCUCCCUGCUAACUUCUAAUGCAGAGAAGUUGCUGAGAUGAUGUAGUCCUCCAGCCUAGUCACAGGAGUCCACCCCUUCUGGAAAUCAAAGGUAAAAAUAAAACCAAAACAAUCUAAUAUUCAACCCAGACUUUUGUUGACCCAUUCCUCCUCUCAGGGUCUCUCCUACAUGACCAUCUUUAGCUUUUUUCUUGGGCUCAGCUUCUAACCUUCAUAGGCUCCAAUCAGUCCCCUGUUCCUCAUGCUGACAUGGACAACUAUACCUCCUAACAAACUAGCAGUGCAGAGGGAAGGCACAUCCAUUUCUUCAGGUUCCCAGCACAGGAACCUUAAACAGAUUACUGUGUUUCCCCUAUGAGGUGAACUAUUCCAUCCAUCCUUUCCAGAUCCUUUUCUUAUGUGCUCAGCCUCCUCUCUGAUUCCUCUUAGGUGGUCUUUUUAAAUUUGGUAAUCCCUUCCUAGAGUCUUUCCACUGACUAACUACAGCCUGACCUUGUCUCCAAGCAAGCCUGGCCUAGACCCUUGUACUUUCAUUCCCUGUACCUGGACACAUGGGUUAAAACAGGCACAGGUGAGGCUGAGCCACAACCCUCUUAAGGGCCAGGUCUUCACAUAGUCCUAAGGGAGGUUUAACCUGAAUACAGUAGUACAAAAUACAGGGCACAUCUACACAUGCAAUUCAUGGGAAGCAAUAAACUCUGGUAUUUACUGCACCAGAGUUUAUUACUCCUAGGCAUGCCUUUGAAUGUGUGCCCAAGACUGCAGCACACUGAGCUGGGUCGGAGCAGCUCCAGCUGGCAGGGGACCCUGGAGAUCAGCCUGCCAGCCCAGGGCUGCUCCUGCCAGCUUAGUGUGCUGCGGAGGGGCUGGCUGGGGCACGAGAAUGCUUUUGUGCCAGACUAGCUGACAGGCAUCCCUGCACCCUUGAGCCCCAGCCUGCUGGGUCAGCAUCUACACGUGUGCUGCUGCACACUAAAAAACUCUGUAUUUGCAAGUAUUAUCCUGCUGCAGUUUAUUAGUUUCCUGUAGCCUAAUAGGGCCGAAUGUGCAGACACUGAGAUGUUUACUGUGGAGCUAAUUAGCCAGCUCAGCAGUAAACGUCUUGUGUAGAUGCAUCCCUUGAGAACCAAAUUUGUGAGACCAAGGACAGGUUCCCAGGUAAAAAAAGAGGAAGCUUCAUCACUUGGGGACAAAAUACUAGAAAAUAUAUCAGAGGAACAACCAGCAUAGCAAGGAAAUGAACUAAAUAAGCCUUCUCCGUUCUCUAUGAUCACUGUCCAUCUUGUAUAGAUGUUUUAGCCUGAAUGAACCUUUUCAGCAAGAAUUUUUAAAAAACGGCAAUUAAGAAGAGCAUAAAAAGUGGUAUAUCCCACAUGAAAAAGAUGAUAGUAUAAAGAUUUUUCUCCCUUGAAUCGGUUACAACUAUUUUAGACUCCCUUCAUGUAGGAUUUAGCAUGUCUCAUUUGUAUAAAUACAUUCAAAUAAAUUCAGUUUGCCAACCA
Molecule: messenger RNA, 3917 nt
Organism: Alligator mississippiensis (American alligator)
Lineage: Eukaryota; Metazoa; Chordata; Crocodylia; Alligatoridae
Gene: MAPK13
Product: mitogen-activated protein kinase 13
Exons: 12
Coding region: 192-1292 (366 amino acids)
Biological process (GO): MAPK cascade; protein phosphorylation
Cellular component (GO): nucleus; cytoplasm
Molecular function (GO): MAP kinase activity; ATP binding
Source: RefSeq, a predicted model, not a curated record